UCUUCUUCUUCAAUCAGAGACUUUAGCUGUUAAAUCCUUCAACUUUUCGACUCCUUGAGCUUCCUUUUCACUAUCGAUUUGUGGUUUCUCGCAGAACUAUUACAAGCAGAUAAAGAGACGAGAGAUCAAGUUAAAGAUCAUGGUAUCGUACGUGACAAUGGUGGUGGUCGUGGUUACAGUGCAGUGGUUUGGUUGCAACUUCGCAGAAGGGUAUCCGGAAGAAGACUUGGUGGCGAGGCUUCCUGGUCAACCAAAAGUCUUAUUUAGACAGUAUGCAGGUUAUGUGGAUGUUGACUUUGAAACAGGCCGCAGUCUCUUCUACUACUUUGUGGAAGCAGACACACACCCGGAGAUCAAACCCUUAACCCUUUGGCUUAAUGGAGGUCCAGGUUGUUCAUCAGUUGGUGGAGGAGCUUUCACUGAGUUGGGUCCAUUUUACCCAACAGGAGAUGGCCGUGGCCUCCGCAUUAACUCCAUGUCUUGGAACAAAGCGUCGAACCUCCUCUUUGUGGAAUCUCCGGCGGGUGUAGGAUGGUCCUACUCCAACACAAGCUCUGAUUACAACACCGGGGACGAAACUACUGCAAACGAUAUGCUUGUGUUCUUGUUAAGAUGGUUCAGCAAGUUCCCAGAGCUGAAAGCUCGCGACUUCUUUCUCACUGGGGAAAGCUACGCAGGACAUUACAUACCUCAACUGGCUGAUGCUAUACACAGCUAUAAUAGACAGUCAAGUGGGUUCAAGAUCAAUGUUAAAGGAAUUGCAAUUGGGAAUCCGCUCCUAAAGCUUGACACAGACACUUCAGCUGCUUACGAAUUCUUAUGGUCACAUGGGCUUAUUUCUGAUGAACAUAAACACGCAAUCAUCAGGCAAUGUGACUUUACCAGUCUCCCAAACAUAAGCAAGGCUUGCAUCGAGGCUCUCACUGAAGUCAGCUUCGUUACUAAGUAUGUCAACGUCUAUGACGUUCUCCUCGACCUCUGCUUCCCAUCUAUUAUUGAGCAGGAGUUGAGGCUCAAGAAAAUGGCUACACAGAUGAGCAUGGGGGUGGAUGUUUGUAUGAUGCACGAAAGACAGUUCUAUUUCAAUCUCCCUGAGGUGCAACACGCUCUUCACGCGAACCGCACUCAUCUACCUUACCGAUGGUCUAUGUGCAGCACUGGCAUCGACGGGAAUAUUAACAUGCUUCCGAUUCUUAAGAGAAUUAUACAGAACAAAACUUCUGUUUGGAUCUUCAGUGGAGAUCAAGAUUCUGUAGUUCCACUUCUUGGUUCUAGAACUCUCGUACGAGAACUUGCUCAUGAUCUCAACUUCAGUACCACACUUCCCUAUUGACCUUGGUUCCACAAAGACCAGGUUGGUGGCUGGGUCACCGAGUAUGGAGAGCUAUUGACGUUUGCAACGGUGAGGGGAGCGGCUCAUAUGGUGCCCUAUGCGCAGCCCUCACGAGCUCUGCAUUUAUUCAGUGGCUUUGUGCGUGGCCGGAGAUUGCCCAAUAACACACAUGAAAGAGGAGAGAUCUCUUUAUUAGAUAUAUUCAGUUAGGAUUGGUAUUAACUAUUAAAUGGUGAGCUUGUUAACCACCUAUAUAAUUACACUUAUUGUAUGAAAGCUUAUAUUCAUCGGCAGAACCUUGCCUAAAGAUUUGAUAUGAUGUUGUCA
Messenger RNA from Brassica oleracea var. oleracea, 1660 nucleotides. RefSeq names its product serine carboxypeptidase-like 42. Gene Ontology annotation, biological process: proteolysis. Gene Ontology annotation, molecular function: serine-type carboxypeptidase activity. Lineage: Eukaryota; Viridiplantae; Streptophyta; Magnoliopsida; Brassicales; Brassicaceae. The record is from RefSeq and is a predicted model, not a curated record. The coding region runs from base 140 to 1333 and encodes 397 amino acids. The transcript is spliced from 11 exons.